AUGGAGCAGCAGAGCAGCGGGCAGUACGACGUCAAUGACGCGACGCUGAAGUUCGUCAAACGGAGAGACGAUAUUACUUUAGAUGAUGACCCAGAUGUUCUGAGAGCAGAGAUGUCCUGUGGUCACGCGGUGUCGCCGCAGUCUCUGACCGCCUGGUGUCGCAGCUUGCUGGAUCAGGGUCAGUAUAAAUUUCAUUGUCCUGCAAUCACUCAUGGGACACAGAAAUGCGGUGCCGAGUGGCCGUACCUGGAGGUGCGCAAGCUGGCUGUGCUCAGUGACGCAGAACAGGUACAUUUCGAGGAGAACAUGGCUCUUCUGGCGGCCGUCGAGUACUGCGAGUUCAAAUCCUGUCCGAGCUGUGAGUCCUACGUGGAGCGAGCAGACUUGAGUAACCUGUGUGUGAAGUGCACCAUCUGUACCGCGGUAAAGCAGAGGACCUACCAGUUUUGCUGGCAGUGUCUGCGCGAGUGGAAAGGGUCGGCCGGUCACUCUCUCCGCUGCAGCUAUGAAGACUGCGUCCAUCCCGACAUCCACAAGCUGGAGCAGUGUCAGAACAUGCGGCUGCCGUAUGUGCACAAUGUGGAGUGUCCUGCGAUCCGCGCAUGUCCCACCUGUGGACUCCUGCUGGAACAUAACGGGUUCGCCUGUAAGAACCUGCUGUGCAAACGCUGUAAGGUUGAGUUCUGCUUCCUCUGCCUGAAGCUGAAGCGCGACUGCAAUCCUGUCAGCGGCCCGUACGAGGUGUGCUCCGUCGUGGCCCGCCAGACAGAGAUCCCAGUGUGGAGGAGAUAAUGUGGAGGAGACAUGAUUGAGUAACAGUGUUGGGGAAAAAAUGUAGAAAGUCCAUUAUUAAAGGGAUAUUUCACCCAAAACCUAGAAUUUACUUGCCCUUUACUUGUUUGAGUUCCUUUAUUGUGUUGAACACUAGAGACGGUUACAGGUUUUCAGCUUUAGUGUUUUCUCUUUAGUGUUCAACAGAAUAAAGAAACUCCGAAGCAGAAACACCUGCCUGUAACUUGAGGAAGAGUAAACAGUGAGUAAAUCUUCAUUUUUGGGUGAACUACCUUUAAAACUAAACAAAAAUAACAGCACAUACAGUCAGAUUAGGAAUGUGAAAGCAUGUGUUGAUAUUUUUAUUAUUAUUAAGAUUAAAAUCGGUCAGAUUGGAAUAUAUAUUACUUUUGGACCCAGCACUGUUGGCUAACAUGGAACAGAUUUAAGUCACUUUGUAAACAUCCGGGGAACUGUAAAUGCUCACAUCCUGAAUUUACUCGAGUGUUUCUUUCCUUUGUGAUGAUGUACUGCUGUUGUCUGUUGUCCUGUUAUGUUAUGUUAUGUUCCAAUGUUCCUGACAUCAAGUUCCACGAUCAAAAUGAUCCACACGUUCUGAUGUUUGCCAAUAACCAAGUUCCCAGGUUAACUGAUGGUCCUGUGCAUGUAAGCAAGGUUACUUUUCCUGAUGUUUUACAGUAUGUGGGAUUGAGCAAACAUGACAGAUUCUGUUUUAAACCAACAAUACUAAAUAAAAACCAAAGUUAAAGCCAGAGAUCGUCCUCAGAACAG
Messenger RNA from Danio aesculapii, 1563 nucleotides. RefSeq lists its product as uncharacterized. The transcript has 4 exons. The record is from RefSeq and is a predicted model, not a curated record. The coding region runs from base 1 to 792 and encodes 263 amino acids. Lineage: Eukaryota; Metazoa; Chordata; Actinopteri; Cypriniformes; Danionidae.